AUGGCAGCGCGGUCCCGGAGACCCUGGCUGAGCGUGGUACUGGGGCUAGUACUGGGUUUCACCGCCGCCUCCUGGCUUAUCGCUCCCAAAGUGGCCGAGCUGAGCGAGAAGCGGCGCGGCGCCAGCAUCUGCUCUUACUACGGCCGCUCGGCGGGGCCGGGAGCGGCCGGGGGCGCGGCGGCGCCGGGCGGGCAGCAGGCGCCGAAGGAGGCAGCGGUGGUGUUGGGCGGCACGAGUUUCAGGAGCAGCGCCGGGGAGCUGCCGCCGGCGGCGGCGGGCGGCACGGUUUCCAGCCCCUCAGCUGGCGGAGAAGGAGACCCAGAGGAAGAGGAGGAACGUAGCGAAAAGCGGAGCGGCCGACCCGGCGGUAGCCACAACGGGAGUGGGGAUUGGGGGGGCGCCCCGGGCUGCUCCAAGCCUCGCAACUUCCUUUAUGUGGGGGUGAUGACGGCACAGAAGUACCUGGGCAGCCGGGCGGUGGCUGCACAGCGAACGUGGGCAUCCUCAGUGCCGGGCCGCGUGGAAUUCUUCUCCAGCCAGGGCUCAGCCGCCCCGCCCGGGCUGCCUCCUCUGCCCGUCGUCGCCCUGCCCGGCGUGGAUGACUCCUAUCCGCCGCAGAAGAAGUCCUUCAUGAUGAUCAAGUAUAUGCACGACCACUACCUGGACAAGUACGAGUGGUUCAUGCGAGCGGACGACGACGUUUACAUUAAAGGUGAAAAAUUGGAAGAGUUUCUUCGCUCACUGAACAGCAGUAAACCUCUGUAUUUGGGGCAGACUGGUCUAGGUAAUAUUGAAGAACUUGGAAAACUUGGACUGGAGCCAGGAGAGAAUUUCUGCAUGGGAGGGCCAGGAAUGAUCUUCAGCCGGGAGGUUCUCAGGAGGAUGGUGCCACAUAUAGGUGAAUGCCUUCGAGAAAUGUACACCACGCAUGAGGAUGUGGAAGUGGGCAGGUGUGUCCGAAGGUUUGGAGGAACUCAGUGUGUUUGGUCAUAUGAGAUGCAGCAACUCUUCCAUGAAAACUAUGAACACAAUCGCAAGGGUUACAUUCAAGAUCUUCACAACAGUAAAAUUCACGCAGCCAUAACACUUCAUCCAAACAAAAGACCAGCCUACCAAUACCGGCUCCACAAUUACAUACUGAGUCGCAAAAUUUCUGAACUGCGCUAUCGGACCAUCCAGCUUCACAGAGAAAGUGCCCUGAUGAGCAAGCUGAGUAACAGUGAAAUCAAUAAGGAAGAUCAGCAACUGGGAGUGCUGCCGUCUUUCAAUCAUUUCCAGCCUCGUGAAAGGGAUGAAGUCAUUGAGUGGGAGUUCCUGACAGGAAAAUUUCUUUACUCAAUAGUGGAGAACCAACCACCCCGGCAGAGCCUGAGCAGUGUCCUACGAGCUGCACUGGAUGACACUGUGAUGCAGGUCAUGGAAAUGAUAAACGAGAACUCUAGAUCCAGAGGAAGGCUGAUUGAUUUCAAAGAAAUACAGUAUGGCUAUCGCAGGGUGGACCCUCUGCAUGGAGUGGAGUACAUCCUGGAUUUACUGCUUUUGUACAAAAGGCAUAAAGGAAGGAAGGUUACAGUUCCAGUGAGACGCCAUGCUUACCUUCAGCAACUAUUUAGCAAACCUUUUUUCAAAGAGACAGAGGAGCUGGAUGUAAGAAGCCUGCUGGAGGACACCAAAACUGACACCAAAUCUUUCCCUUUUCUUUCAAAUUCUUUAAAGAUUUUCCCCUCAUUGUUCCAAGGUACCAAAGACACUGGGGGACACAAUGACAAGAAAAUACAUAUUCUUGUCCCUCUCACAGGCAGAUUUGACGUUUUCUCAAGAUUUAUGGACAACUUUGAGAAGACUUGUCUGAUUCCCAGGCAGAAUGUAAAGCUGGCAAUAAUUCUCUUCAAUGCUGUAUCAGGCCAAGACUCCAACAAACACAUAGAGCUAAUGAAAGAAUACAGCAUUAGGUAUCCUAAGGCAGAUAUGACACUGAUUCCUAUGGCAGGACAGUUUUCUAGAGGUUUAGGUCUUGAAAUGGCCUCAUCUCGGUUUGACAAUGGCACUCUGCUGCUGUUCUGUGAUGUUGAUCUAGUAUUCACACCAGACUUUCUCCAGCGAUGCAGAGAUAACACCAUUCAGGGAGAACAGGCUUACUACCCUAUCAUCUUUAGCCAGUAUGAUCCAAAACUAAUAUAUGGAGGCAACCCUCCAGCUGACAGUAGUUUUGUUUUCACAAAAAGAACUGGAUUUUGGAGGGAGUAUGGAUUUGGAAUUACAUGUAUAUACAAAAGUGAUCUACUUGCUGCUGGUGGAUUUGAUACCUCAAUUCAAGGCUGGGGACUUGAGGAUGUAGACCUCUUUACUAAAGUGGUAACAUCUGGCUUGAAGGCUUUCAGAAGUCAAGAAGUAGGAGUUGUCCAUAUUUUUCAUCCAGUUCAGUGUGACCCCAAUUUAGAUCCAAAACAAUAUAAAAUGUGCUUAGGGUCCAAAGCAAGUACAUUUGCCUCUACCAUGCAGCUUGCUGAACUCUGGUUACAGAAACAUUUGGGUGUCAGGUACAAUCAAACUCUUUCCUGA
This is a messenger RNA of Indicator indicator, 2562 nucleotides long. RefSeq names its product chondroitin sulfate synthase 3 (gene CHSY3). The record is from RefSeq and is a predicted model, not a curated record. The transcript is spliced from 3 exons. Gene Ontology annotation, molecular function: glucuronosyl-N-acetylgalactosaminyl-proteoglycan 4-beta-N-acetylgalactosaminyltransferase activity. Gene Ontology annotation, cellular component: Golgi cisterna membrane. NCBI's taxonomy places the organism in Eukaryota, Metazoa, Chordata, Aves, Piciformes, Indicatoridae. The coding region runs from base 1 to 2562 and encodes 853 amino acids.